This is a messenger RNA of Haliotis rufescens (red abalone), 1808 nucleotides long. RefSeq names its product vacuolar membrane protein Kpol_1003p17-like. NCBI's taxonomy places the organism in Eukaryota, Metazoa, Mollusca, Gastropoda, Lepetellida, Haliotidae. Bases 16 to 1209 code for a protein of 397 amino acids. The record is from RefSeq and is a predicted model, not a curated record. The transcript has 5 exons.
UUACCAUCGUCGUACAUGUUUUGCAGAUGUACCUGCAAGGUGGAAUCCAAGAAUUGCACACCACCAACCACUACUUUGACAAAUGGUACCACAACCUCUGACACAAUCACAAGUACUACUACUACUAUUAGCAGCGAACCCACCAUUGCUGCAUCAUCUGGUCCAGCCAGCGACACUGCAGCCUCCACAAAAACUACUGAUACUACAGCAUCUGGCACACAAACUGACACACCUACCCCAGGUCCAGCGAGUGGCAAGACAACAUCCGACACACUUACUGAUAAACAAGACGGAUCUCAGAUCGGAGUGCUCGUUGGAGGAGUCGUUGGAGGACUCUUUGGGGGCGUCAUCAUCACGGUUGUCAUCGUAUUCCUUUGUCGUGCAUGUCGCUUAAGAAGAAGACAUACAGAAGAUGAAGACGGAGCAGGGACGAAGGAAUCCCACACCUAUCUGGGAUUGAUUCACACCACCAGUUCCAGUGGUAAAUCCCCACGUGGUAAAAAUGAGGUGAAAUCCCAAGUCCCGGAUCUCAUUAAGGUUUCAGCUGUACAACAAGCGUCCAGUGCCCCGUCAGAUGUGUAUGACGUCAUCAAAGAGGGAGAAGACAACCAGCUGGAAGUGGAUCCUUCUGCCUGCGACCAGGGAGACUAUACGGACAUAACAGAUGACAUGAUUGGGGCAGCUGUGUAUUCCCAGGAGAAGGAUGACCCGACAGACGGCGACUAUAACAAAUUGGUCAGAGAUGGCGCUACUGAGACAGGAAGUGAUGUGCAGGGCACAUACAACAGGCUGGGCAGAGAGGGCGCUACUGAGACAGGAACUGAUGUGCAGGGCACAUACAACAGACUGGGCAGAGAGGGCGCUACUGAGACAGGAACUGAUGUGCAGGGCACAUACAACAGACUGGGCAGAGAGGGCGCUACUGAGACUACAACUGAUGUGCAGGGUACAUACAACAGACUGGUCAGAGAUGGUGCUACUGAGACUACAACUGAUGUGCAGGGGACAUACAACAAAUUGGGAUCAAUGGCAGUUGGCAAUGAAGACAAUGAGCCAGCUGGAAACAACGGUACAGCAGCUGAUUAUUUCGUCGUUGAGAAACCAGAAGACACAUACAACAAACUGGAAGGGAAACGCUCCGCUGAGGAAGAACAAGAACCUUACACCAAACUUGGAAAGGCGACACCCGAGGGAGUCAGAACCCCCUGAUGAUCCAGGUAGACCUUCACGACAGUACAUUCUGGAGGAUCACUCUCAGCCCCACAGUACAUGUACAGUCACCUAUUCAGAUAUGAUUUGAACUUCAUACUAUGGAUUAUGCAUACCACUUGCCUCUUUAAGAACACAAAUGCAACCUUGUUUCAUGUACACAAUAUAUUUACCCGAGAAUAUAUCUUGUCCAUAGAGGUCAGAUUCACGUUGACUGGAUAACCGAGUUGGAGCUGACUGAUGUCCCGUGCCAGCAAUAUUCCAGCUAUAUGACGACGGUCUGUAAAUAAUCGAGUCUGACCUGCUAUUAGACAUAAAUCCGUGAACAUAUGUUGUUGAAGUAACCGAAAGUACUGGAUCGUUGAUGUGGCCCAGUCAUCUAAAGCGCCGCAAUUCGUUGUGCAGAGUUGCGUCCCUUGGGCACGCAAGAAACCUAUGAUCUAGGGUUCGAAUCCGCAUGUAUGCAAUUAUUGUUUCUGUUAAUCCUCCACCUACUAAAUAUAUUUUCUAUCAUGUUCAUUAUCCAGCCUUGCUUGACAAAGGUAUAAGAAUCUUUACCGACACGUCGCCUUUACAGUAAAUAAAGAAGUUGUCGUACA